AUGGGGCUGACAAAGACUUACAAGGACGGGUCCACACCUGUUGUAGCCAUUAUCGGCUCAGGAUUCUCAGGUAUAUGUGCGGCAAUCAGGAUUCAGACACAGCUCAACAUCUCUACAUUCACCAUCUUUGAGCUCGAGCCAGAUAUUGGCGGCACCUGGUGGUCCAACACCUACCCCGGAUGUGCCUGUGAUGUCAAGGCCCACAACUAUGCUUUUUCCUUCGAACCCAACUACAACUGGUCCUGCAACUAUGCGCCCCAACCCGAGAUCUGGGACUACCUCCGCAACACCGCACGCAAGUACAAGCUCUAUGAGAAGAUCCACUUCCGUACCGAGAUCACGCAUGUCGCUUGGAAUGAGGGGCGACAGAAGUGGGUUCUGGACCAUGUCAACCUCAACAAUGGAGAGCGCGAGCAGACCGAGGCCGAUAUUGUGUUCUCGGGCAUGGGGCCUUUGCGUAUCCCGCAGAUCCCCAAGGAGUUUGAGAAAUUUGAGGGGCCAAAGUGGCACACGGCUCAGUGGAAUCAUGCCUACGAUUUGACCAACAAACGUGUGGCUGUUGUCGGCAGUGGCGCCAGUGCGAUCCAGGUGGUGCCGUCGAUCGUAAAGAAGGUCAAGUUCCUGGAGUACUAUCAAAGGACGGCUUCGUACAUUAUCCCACGCAGGAACGCAACCUACAGCUCUCUCUGGAAAUGGAUUUUCCGCACUAUCCCCUUUGUCCACUUCAUUUACUACAAGCUCCUCUACUGGUCCUCCGAGUUCACGGUUGCCGCAUUCUCGUCUAAGUUGAAGGACCUGGUCCCUCGCAAGUUCAUGACCCUGAUGGCUUGGUUCUUCCGGUGCGUCCAAGUCCGCGACAAGGUUCUGAGAAAAAAGUUGACGCCGACGUACGAUAUGGGCUGCCGUCGAAUUGUGGUCUCGUCCAACUACUACCCAGCCUUGACACGCAAGAAUGUAAGUGUUCAUACCGAGCCCAUUGUCAGCGUCAAGGGUCAGACCUUGAAGUUAAUGGAUGGGUCUGAACAAGAGGUCGAUGCGUUAAUUCUGGCGACGGGAUUCCAUGUCCAGGAGAUCUUCCCUGAGGGCUUCAUGAUUGGCAAAGAGGGCCAGUGCAUCAACACAGUCUUUGGCAAGAACCCGCAUACCUACUAUGGCCUCACUGCUCCCGAGACGCCCAACAUGUUCUUCCUCCUCGGACCCAACACCGGCCUGGGACACAACAGCAUUUUGUUCAUGGUGGAGGCGCAAGUUGAGUACGCGAUCAAGACGAUCUCAUACAUGAUGGAGAAAAAUCUGUCGUCGAUCCAAGUGACCAAGGAGGCGUGCAAGGAGUUCAUUGACGAACUGGACGAAAAGAUGAAAGGCAUGGUCUGGUCGUCGACUUGCAAGAGUUGGUACCAGAACGAUGAGGGAAGAGUCACGGCCUUGUGGUGGAGCUCUUGCACGCAUUACUGGUGGCGCCUCAGGAGCUUUCAUCCAAAGCGAUUCGUCGGCGUUAAGAGGAUCUGA
Molecule: messenger RNA, 1509 nt
Organism: Linnemannia hyalina
Lineage: Eukaryota; Fungi; Mortierellomycota; Mortierellomycetes; Mortierellales; Mortierellaceae
Source: the annotation of a GenBank genome assembly